Molecule: messenger RNA, 2188 nt
Organism: Eubalaena glacialis (North Atlantic right whale)
Lineage: Eukaryota; Metazoa; Chordata; Mammalia; Artiodactyla; Balaenidae
Gene: BRD3OS
Product: BRD3 opposite strand
Exons: 3
Coding region: 740-994 (84 amino acids)
Source: RefSeq, a predicted model, not a curated record
AGGCGCCCGGCCCCGCGAGCCGCGAGCCGCCGAGGCCCCACGGCGCGGGCGGCCAGGGCGGCGGCGACGACGGGGUGGGGGGCGCGGGGGCCUCCCUGAUGCUUGGAGCAGAAAGAAGGCGCUGGUGGCUGGCAUCACCUUGGAGAGGAGCUGAAGACUAGCCAGAUAAAAAGCACUGAACAAAUGCUGGUUCCAAAUCCCUGGCAGGGAUCAGAACACCUCUGCUGUGCUGAAAGCCGAGCCAAGCACAGAUCAGGAGCGGGCAGUUAUAGGAGCUGCUGUCAGUUUCUGUCUAGUUGUACAAUGUCCUUUCAUUCGGGACACCAGAUAUACCUUUUCAAAUUUAGUGGUCCAAGUCGUGGUGUCAGAAUCGCUGUAGACACAAGUGCCCCCUGAGGUGGGCGCCUCGUCCCUGUCAACUGCACACCUAAUGCAGUGCACACAACCGUCACCAGGAAACGCUGCGGCCAGGGCACUGCUGACCUGCUUGCUGACUCACGUGUGGUUCUUAAGUGUCUUUUCGGAAUGCUCAGAGGCUCCUCUCAAGUUUCCUUGCAAAGAACCCUCACAAGGGUGCUGCCUGCAAAUGGCCUGCAUUUCUCAUUUGUACCAGUAGGUUAAAGAAGGAAUCCUCAAAGCCCAGCAGCUGAACAACUGGUUCAUUAGUGCAUUUAGCGCAAAGCACGGGCUCAGAGGCCUCCUGCGCAGGAGCCCAGGAGGGGGGAGGUUCCGGCCAGUGAUGAGCGGCCGCGUCCCGCUGGCAGAGAAAGCCCUGUCCGAAGGCUACGCCCGGCUCCGGUACCGGGACACCUCCCUGCUCAUCUGGCAACAGCAGCAGCAGAAGUUGGCAUCUGUGCCGCCCGGGACGUACCUGAGCAGGAGCCGAAGCAUGUGGUACUCACAGUAUGGAAAUGAGGCCAUCCUUGUCCGGGACAAAAACAAGCUGGACGUCUCCCGGGACACGGGGCAAUCCAAGUUUUGCUCUGUUAUGUAAUUCUGGUGUGAAAACCUGAGCCCAGGCACCCAGCCGCGUUGCUAAUCCCUAGUCCUUACUGGGAGAUCCUGAACAGUGAACGUGAAGGUUGAGCUGUGGUAGAAGAACCCCAAAAUCCCAGAGCUGGCACCCUGGCCCAUUCGCAGUCGGGCUGAUGGGUGGACUUGGCUCCUGGACUCCAUUCUGAUCUUGCAGGCGCUGUAGGCACAGGCCAGGUCCGGGGCCCGGCUAGAUGCUGUUUUGGUUAUGCUUCCGAAUAAGUCAAGCGAGAGGGACACCCCGGUUACAGACAACCUCUUCACAUUCUUACAGGCUGCCUUUAGGAUUCCCUUCUGCCUGGUAAAGAAUGGGUCAGAUCUAGAAAAAGGUGAAGGAAUUGGCAUCAUGUCGGGUCGCAGAUCCAUGUGCGGGACCAAGAUGGAUUCACCCUAAAUGGUCAUCGGCAGCAGCAUUUCAGCAGGGACUUUGUGGCACUUGAGUUUUGAGUCUAGUAACCAAAAUGAUCACUGCGUGUGAUGCACUGUGAUGGCUCCUACACUAGCUUCCUGAUGCUGGAGGCUUGUGGGGCAAAGGCAUCCCCAAAACAUUAAGGAAACCCCCAAAUUAUUAAGUUACACAAAAGUUGCUAAUAGUGAUUUCAAAUUUAAUCACAGGGCUGAAAUGGGCAGGUUCUCAGCUGACAGUGGUUCAGCCUCGGCCCACCUGUGUGGGCAGCUUUAUGAGUCUUUUUUUUUUUUUUAAGUUUUGGGUUUUUUUGUUUUUUGUUUUUUGUUUUUAAUUUUAUUUAUUUAUGGCUGUGUUGGGUCUUCGUUUCUGUGCGAGGGCUUUCUCUAGUUGCGGCAAGCGGGGGCCACUCUUCAUCGCGAUGCGCGGGCCUCUCACUGUCGCGGCCUCUCUUGUUGCGGAGCACAGGCUCCAGACGCACAGGCUCAGCAAUUGUGGCUCACGGGCCUAGUCGCUCCGCGGCAUGUGGGAUCUUCCCAGACCAGGGCUCGAACCCGUGUCCCCCCGCAUUGGCAGGCAGAUUCUCAACCACUGCGCCACCAGGGAAGCCCUAUGAGUCAUUUUUAAAGGAUUUGCUGUCUACUGUAAUUAAGGUCUGUGUGGUGAGGCAAACGUGGCAGUGUCUUUUCUCAAAGACACUUUUGUCAAAGCUAAGUUUUCUUUUCUAAAUAAAUCUCCUUUAGGAGCCGC